ACUCGAUUGUUUAGCGCUGUUUGGCGCACCGACACCAUUGUAUUUAUUGGUACUUGCUCAGCGCAAGCUGUAAAGAUUAAAAACGAGUUUUCUUUAACUUGAAGGACCCUUUCUGGGGUUUGAAAUAUCAAUUCAGAUUAAUAGAUAGUUUUGUGUAAAAAGCCGGUUUGAAAACCAAGUUACAAGAUGACGAUCGGCAAAAACAAUAAGAUGAUCCAGCUUCUGAACUACCGGGUGCGGAUCGUUCUACAGGAUUCUCGUACGUUUAUUGGAACAUUUAAAGCAUUUGACAAGCACAUGAAUCUUAUCCUUGGAGAUUGCGAAGAAUUUCGUAAAAUCAAGCCUAAAAACACCAAGCUGCCGGAGAGAGAGGAAAAACGAGUGCUAGGAUUUGUGCUGUUACGCGGCGGAAACAUAGUUUCCCUAACCGUCGAGGGCCCACCACCACCAGAGGAAGGUUUGCCACGCGUUCCAAUCCCUGGAGGAGCACCUGGCCCCGGCAUGGGUCGUGUUGCCGGUCGAGGUAUGCCCGCUAACAUCAGUGGCGUUCCUGCCGGGUUACAAGGUCCAGUGCGUGGUGUUGGAGGCCCAUCGCAACAACAUAUGGCCCCGGUUGGGCGCGGAGGUCAAGUUUCUGCACCACCCCAGAUGCGGCCAAUGAUGCCUGGAGGACCACCACCAGGCAUGAUGCCUGGUCCGGGAGGGCUAAAUCCGAUGGCGGGAAUGGCUCGGGGUGCACCGCCACCGCUGCGAGGGCCCCCGCCUGGUAUGAUGCGAGGUGGACCUCCUCCAAGGCCCUAUUAAGUAAGCAAAUGGGUUCGGGAAACCUAGGACUAGCACGCGACUGGAAAAAUGCGAAAUGUGUUCAAUGAUAAGGAUCGGAGUUUGAGCUUUAUGCAUUUAAUUGUAAUCAAAUCCUUUUUCAUUGUAAUUGAUUGAUAUACUGUGUAAACUCAAUAAACUGUUGUACUUGAGGUACAAAUAUAUUAAUAACUCA
Molecule: messenger RNA, 997 nt
Organism: Toxorhynchites rutilus septentrionalis
Lineage: Eukaryota; Metazoa; Arthropoda; Insecta; Diptera; Culicidae
Gene: SmB
Product: small nuclear ribonucleoprotein-associated protein B
Exons: 2
Coding region: 187-804 (205 amino acids)
Biological process (GO): mRNA splicing, via spliceosome
Cellular component (GO): U4 snRNP; U1 snRNP; U2 snRNP
Molecular function (GO): RNA binding
Source: RefSeq, a predicted model, not a curated record